Merops nubicus (carmine bee-eater) is the source of this 4263-nucleotide messenger RNA. It is a transcript of the gene PTPRS, whose product is annotated as protein tyrosine phosphatase, receptor type, S. The annotation marks the transcript as partial. NCBI's taxonomy places the organism in Eukaryota, Metazoa, Chordata, Aves, Coraciiformes, Meropidae. Gene Ontology annotation, biological process: protein dephosphorylation. Gene Ontology annotation, molecular function: protein tyrosine phosphatase activity; protein binding. The transcript is spliced from 25 exons. The record is from RefSeq and is a predicted model, not a curated record.
CAAGAUGUAAAAUGUGUCAGCACCAGAUCCACUGCCAUUCUGGUAAGUUGGCGGCCGCCUCCGGCUGAAAGCCAGAACGGAAUCCUGGCUGGAUACAGCGUCUACUAUCGAGCGCUGGACUCGGAGGACACGGAGCUUAAGGAGGUGAAUGAUAUCCCCCCAACCACCAGUCAGAUCCUACUGGAGUCCCUGGAGAAGUGGACGGAGUAUCGCGUCACUGUCGUGGCUCACACGGAGGUGGGGCCGGGCCCGGAGAGCUCGCCGGUUAUCGUCCGGACGGAUGAGGAUGUGCCCAGUGCGCCGCCUCGGAAGGUGGAGGUGGAGGUCCUGAACUCGACUGCCAUCCAAGUGUUCUGGCGCUCCCCGGUGCAGAGCCGCCAGCACGGCCAGAUCCGUGGCUACCAGGUCCACUAUGUCCGCAUGGAGAACGGAGAGGCCAGGGGGCUGCCCCACAUCAAGGACAUCAUGCUGGCUGACGCCCAGUGGGAAACAGAUGACACUGCUGAAUACGAAAUGGUCAUUGCUGGGCUCCAGCCUGAGACUACGUAUUCCAUCACCGUAGCCGCCUACACCAUGAAGGGAGAUGGAGCUCGCAGCAAACCAAAAGUGGUCACCACAAAGGGUGCAGUCCCAGGGAAGCCCAUCCUGUCCGUGCACCAGACGGAGGAGAACACUCUGCUGGUGAAGUGGGAGCCUCCGUUGGACGCGGAGGGCCAGGUGGUGGGCUACAGGCUCCAGUUUGGCCGCAAGGACGUCGAGCCCCUGGCCACCCUGGAGUUCUCAGCCACGGAGGAUAAGUACACGGCCCCCAGCAUCCACAAAGGCGCCACGUACGUCUUCAAGCUGGCCGUGAAAAGCCGGGCUGGCUUCGGGGAGGAAGCCGUGCAGGAACUCACCACCCCUGAAGACAUCCCCAAGGGUUACCCCCAAAUCCUCGAGGCGAGCAACGUCACCGCCGUGUCGGUCCAGUUUGGCUGGCUGCCCCCCGUGCUGGCCGAGAGGAACGGAGCCAUCGUCAAGUACACCGUGGCGUACCGGGAAGCCAGUUCUCCCGGCAACCCCCUGGAAAAAGACCUGCCCCCCUCCCCAGAGAACUCCUACACCCUCAACGGCCUCAAACCCAACACCGCCUAUGACGUUAAAAUCCGUGCUCACACCAGUAAAGGCCCCGGGCCCUACAGCCCGACCGUCCAGUAUCGGACGUUCCAGCUGGAUCAAGUUUUACCCAAAAACUUCAAAGUGAAGAUGGUGACAAAGACAUCUGUCCUUUUGAGCUGGGAAUUUCCUGAGAAUUACAACUCUCCCACCCCAUACAAGAUCCAGUACAACGGGCUGAAUGUCGACGUGGACGGCCGCACCACCAAGAAGCUCAUCACCCACCUGAAGCCCCGCACCUUCUACAACUUCGUUCUCAUGAACAGGGGCAAUAGCAUGGGGGGCUUGCAGCAGAACGUGGCGGCCUGGACGGCUGCUGACAUGCUGUCCAAGAAGCCAGAGGUGACCCACAAGCCCGACGCCGACGGCAACGUGGUGGUGAUUCUGCCAGACGUGAAGAGCUCUGUGCCUGUCCAGGCUUACUACAUCGUGGUGGUGCCUCUAAGGAAGUCCCGAGGAGGACAGUUCCUCAACCCCUUGGGCAGCCCUGAGGAGAUGGACCUGGAGGAGCUGGUCCAGGACAUCGCCAGGCUCCGGCGCCGCAGCCUGCGCCACUCCCGGCAGCUGGAGCUGCCCAAGCCCUACAUCGCCGCCCGCUUCCGCUCCCUGCCCUCCCACUUCGUCCUGGGGGACAUGAAGCACUAUGACAACUUUGAGAACAGGGCCCUGGAGCCAGGGCAGAGAUACGUCAUCUUCAUCCUGGCUGUGCUGCAGGAGCCUGAGGCUACUUUUGCUGCCAGUCCUUUCUCUGACCCCAUCCAGCUGGACAACCCGGACCCGCAGCCGAUCAUCGAUGGAGAGGAAGGGCUCAUCUGGGUCAUCGGGCCCGUCCUGGCCGUGGUCUUCAUCAUCUGCAUUGUCAUUGCCAUUCUGCUCUACAAAAACAAGCCAGACAGCAAACGGAAAGAUUCAGAGCCGAGGACAAAAUGCCUCCUGAACAAUGCUGAAAUCACCCCUCACCACCCUAAGGACCCUGUGGAAAUGAGACGCAUCAACUUCCAGACUCCAGAUUCUGGUCUGAGCAGCCCUCUCAGUGACCCUGAGUUUGACUUUGAAAGUAUGCUCAGCCACCCACCAAUCCCCGUUUCCGAGCUGGCUGAACACACAGAGCAUCUCAAAGCUAAUGAUAACCUGAAAUUGUCCCAAGAGUAUGAGUCCAUUGACCCUGGCCAGCAGUUCACCUGGGAGCACUCCAACCUGGAAGUGAACAAGCCCAAAAACCGUUACGCCAACGUGAUCGCCUACGACCACUCGCGGGUCAUCCUGCUGCCCAUCGAAGGAAUUGUGGGCAGUGACUACAUCAAUGCCAACUACAUCGAUGGCUACAGGAAGCAGAAUGCCUACAUUGCCACACAGGGGCCUCUGCCUGAGACCUUUGGGGACUUCUGGAGGAUGGUGUGGGAGCAGCGUUCAGCUACUAUUGUUAUGAUGACUAAGCUGGAGGAGAAAUCACGGAUCAAGUGUGACCAGUACUGGCCGGGCCGGGGCACAGACACCUACGGGAUGAUCCAGGUGACCUUGCUGGACACCAUCGAGCUGGCCACCUUCUGCGUGAGGACCUUCUCCCUGCACAAGAAUGGCUCCAGUGAGAAGCGGGAGGUUCGCCAGUUCCAGUUCACCGCGUGGCCUGACCACGGGGUACCCGAGUACCCCACCCCCUUCCUGGCCUUCCUGAGAAGGGUGAAAACCUGCAACCCCCCUGAUGCUGGUCCCAUCGUGGUGCACUGCAGCGCGGGCGUCGGUCGGACCGGCUGCUUCAUCGUGAUCGAUGCCAUGCUGGAGAGGAUAAAACAUGAGAAGACAGUGGACAUUUAUGGGCACGUCACCCUCAUGAGGUCACAACGUAACUACAUGGUGCAGACAGAGGACCAGUACAGCUUCAUCCACGAUGCCUUGCUGGAGGCCGUCGCUUGUGGCAACACCGAGGUCCCGGCGCGGAACCUCUACACCUACAUCCAGAAGCUGGCACAGAUUGAGGUUGGAGAGCACGUGACAGGCAUGGAGCUGGAGUUCAAGCGACUGGCCAACUCCAAAGCCCACACCUCCAGGUUCAUCAGUGCCAACCUCCCCUGCAACAAGUUCAAGAACCGGCUGGUGAACAUCAUGCCCUACGAGAGCACCCGGGUCUGCCUGCAGCCCAUCCGCGGCGUGGAGGGCUCCGACUACAUCAACGCCAGCUUCAUCGAUGGCUACAGGCAGCAGAAGGCUUACAUAGCCACCCAGGGGCCCCUGGCAGAGACCACGGAGGACUUCUGGCGGAUGCUGUGGGAGAACAACUCCACCAUCGUGGUGAUGCUGACCAAGCUGCGGGAGAUGGGCCGGGAAAAGUGCCACCAGUACUGGCCGGCGGAGCGCUCGGCCAGGUACCAGUACUUCGUGGUGGAUCCCAUGGCCGAGUACAACAUGCCUCAGUACAUCCUGCGCGAGUUCAAGGUCACCGACGCCAGGGACGGCCAGUCCCGAACCGUUCGCCAGUUCCAGUUCACAGACUGGCCAGAACAAGGAGUGCCAAAAUCAGGAGAAGGCUUCAUCGACUUCAUUGGGCAGGUUCAUAAGACCAAGGAGCAGUUUGGCCAGGACGGCCCCAUCUCUGUCCACUGCAGUGCUGGCGUGGGCAGGACUGGAGUGUUCAUCACCCUCAGCAUCGUCCUGGAGCGGAUGCGUUACGAGGGGGUUGUAGAUAUUUUCCAGACAGUAAAGAUGCUGCGAACGCAACGACCUGCGAUGGUGCAGACAGAGGACGAAUACCAGUUCUGUUACCAGGCAGCUCUGGAGUAUCUGGGAAGUUUUGAUCACUAUGCAACAUAAAAAGCCAUCCGUUGUGCAGACUCUACCAACCACUUAAGUCCUGGAAGGCCUCUUUUGACCCAGGAGGAGCGCUUGAACUUACAAAACUGAAUCAGAAGAAGUACCUUUUCAUCUGGACAAGGCUUUGGGGAGCAGGGGGAAGGAUUGGAUGGAACACCCCUUCAGGAACUCCACGUUGUAACCUGGACCGUGAAGAGGCAGCUCAGGAGACUGCUGAAGGACUGCUUUAAGUGGUGAACUGCUCUUGUUACCUCAAGUGGUGUUCGCUGUGGAGGACGUAUGGACAUCCUGAAACAGAUC